UUUUUUUUUUUUUGCUCUGGAAAACAAGAGCGCGCCCCUCAGAGGCGCUGGUUGUGGGCAGAAGCGGAGCGCAGGACAGUCCCCCUCCUCCCUCGCCGGGUGUGUGGCGCGGGCAGCGUCCCACGCACGCGCACAGUAGCGCAGCCCUCCGCGCUCUGGAGCCCAGCGUUCUGGGGCUGCCGCUGGCCCGAGUCUCGGCUCCGUGGGGGAGGGGCCUGGACCCGGCGCGAGCCGCGGGGCGCGCAGUGCAUUGUGGUCGCGCAGUGAUUGCUGCGGGCGCGGGGCACGCCGGGAGCGGCGGCGGCGGCGGCGGUGAGAGUGCGGGUGAGGGGCCCGCGCCGCGGAGCGCCCCAGGGUAGCAGCAGCCGGAGCCGGGCCCGCGAGGACGAGGCGCGGGCGCCGCCAUCCCCGCGCCCGGGGUAUAAAUGAGUGAGCGACGCGGCAGGAAGGGCAGGAUCCCGCGGCUGCGACCCCAGCGCCCAGGAGCUGCGGCUGCUUCCCCCGCCCGGAGCCGCGGGCGAGGGCGGCGCUGAGGCGGCAGCGGACACGUUCCCCCGCCCAUGGUCCCGGCGGCGCCGAGGGCUGGCAGCGGGGAGGAGAGGAGCUGAGGCCGGGCUGGUGCCUGGGGGACUCGGGGGCCCUGCUCUGCGCUCCGCCGCCUCUUGCUCCGGCUUGGGGCGCCGGGACGGAUAUUGCAGGGCGCUGGAUGGCAGCUCCGCGCCGCUACAGGGGCUCGCGGCUCCUGCAGCGGCAGUAGGAGAGGAGAAAGCCGCGGGGGAGACCUGGUGCUGCCGAAACCCUGGGCCCACGGUGACGCCGCUUUGUUUCAUCGACCAAGAUGAUGUGUGAGGUGAUGCCAACCAUCAGUGAGGCAGAGAUUCCCUCUGGGGGAAAUGGAGGCCAUGGUUCAAGCUCCCCGUUACAAUCGGAUGCUGAUUCCCAUUUUGAGCAGUUAAUGGUGUCUAUGCUGGAAGAGAGGGAUCGUCUCCUGGAAACACUAAGAGAAACUCAAGAGACACUAGCUUUGACACAGGGCAAGCUACAUGAAGUUGGUCAUGAAAGAGAUUCCUUGCAGAGGCAGCUAAAUACUGCACUUCCACAGGAAUUUGCAGCACUUACUAAAGAGCUUAAUGUGUGCAGGGAACAACUCCUUGAAAGGGAAGAAGAAAUAGCUGAACUGAAAGCUGAAAGAAAUAAUACAAGGCUAUUACUAGAACAUUUGGAAUGCCUAGUAUCCAGGCAUGAAAGAUCUCUUAGAAUGACUGUUGUAAAGAGACAAGCUCAAUCUCCAGCAGGAGUUUCUAGUGAAGUUGAAGUUCUCAAAGCACUAAAAUCACUAUUUGAACAUCACAAAGCCCUUGAUGAAAAGGUAAGGGAAAGGUUACGAGUAGCACUUGAAAGAUGUAGUUUAUUGGAGGAAGAACUAGGUACUACACACAAAGAGUUAAUGAUUCUAAAAGAGCAGAACAGUCAAAAAAGAACACUAGCUGAUGGGGCAUUGGAUAUAAAUCACGAUCAGGAAAAUACACCAAGCACAAAUGGGAAGAGAUCUUCUGAUGGUUCGUUAAGUCAUGAUGAAAACCUUGCUAAAGUUAUAGAACUCCAAGAUAUCAUAGAUAAGCAGAACAAGGAGCAGACCCAAAUGAAAGAACGUCUCACCGCUCUUUCUAGCAGAGUAGCAGAGCUGGAAGAGGAUCUUGACACAGCUAGAAAAGAUUUAAUAAAAUCUGAAGAAAUGAACACAAAGUUGCAAAGAGAUGUACGAGAGGCUAUGGCCCAAAAGGAAGAUAUGGAAGAAAGAAUUACAACUCUUGAAAAACGCUACCUCGCCGCACAGCGUGAAACUACAUCUGUGCAUGACCUCAAUGAUAAACUUGAAAACGAAAUUGCUACUAAAGACUCUAUGCACCGACAGAGUGAAGAUAAAAACAGGCAGUUACAAGAACGGCUGGAACUGGCUGAACAGAAGUUGCAGCAGACUUUGAGAAAAGCUGAAACUUUGCCUGAGGUGGAAGCUGAACUGGCACAGAGAGUUGCAGCACUUUCAAAGGCAGAGGAAAGGCAUGGCAACAUUGAAGAGCGGUUAAGGCAGAUGGAAGCACAACUGGAGGAAAAGAAUCAGGAAUUGCAAAGGGCUAGACAAAGAGAGAAGAUGAAUGAAGAACAUAAUAAACGCUUAUCAGAUACAGUUGACAAGCUUUUAUCUGAAUCCAAUGAGAGACUUCAGCUUCAUCUGAAGGAAAGGAUGGCUGCCUUGGAAGAUAAGAACUCUCUUCUUCGAGAUAUUGAAAAUGCAAAGAAACAAAUAGAUGAACUUCAACAUGAAAAGGAUCAGUUGGUACUAAAUAUUGAAACAAUGAGGAUGGAAAAUGACCAAAUGAGAAUCAGAGCCACUUCCCUUCAUCAUAGCCGGCAACAUUUGGGUAGUGUACCAGAUUUCAGAUAUCCAAUGCCACCUUCAUCUGUGACCGACAGUCAUACAGAUCCCUAUAACACCUCAUCAGUGUUGAGACGUCCCCAGAAAGGGCGUUUGGCUGCUCUCAGAGAUGAACCUUCAAAGGUUCAGACCCUUAAUGAACAGGACUGGGAACGAGCACAGCAAGCAAGCGUGUUGGCAAAUGUAGCACAAGCAUUUGAGAGUGAAGUUGAUGUGUCGGAUGGUGAGGAUGACAGGGAAACUAUAUUCAGUUCAGUCGAUCUUUUGUCACCUAGUGGUCAGGCUGAUGCUCAGACUUUAGCCAUGAUGCUUCAAGAGCAAUUGGAUGCAAUCAACAAAGAGAUUAGAUUGAUACAAGAAGAAAAGGAAAAUACAGAACAGCGGGCCGAGGAAAUUGAAAGCCGAGUUGGUAGUGGGAGCCUGGACAACCUUGGUCGAUUUCGUUCAAUGAGUUCCAUUCCUGCUCCUUUUCCUGGCGGUUCCCUUGCUGGUUCCUCUCCUCCUGGCAGUGGUCGCUCCACACCAAGACGGAUUCCACAUAGUCCAGCACGGGAAGUAGACAGACUAGGUAUCAUGACGCUGUCUCCAGUUUCUAGAGAAGAAGUACGAGAUGACAAGACCACGAUAAAGUGCGAGACAUCACCACCAUCUUCACCUCGAUCUCUGCAUUUGGACCGAGUCCAUAAAGGAGCUUUGCAUACAGUGAGCCAUGAAGACAUCAGGGACAUAAGAAAUUCAACAGGCUCUCAAGAUGGGCAAGUAAGCAACCCCAGCAGCAGUAAUAGUAGCCAGGAUUCUCUUCACAAAGCUCCUAAAAAGAAAGGGAUCAAAUCCUCUAUUGGUCGCUUGUUUGGUAAGAAAGAAAAGGGUCGGCCCGGACAAACCAGCAAAGAAUCAUUGGGACAAGUUGGCAUGGCAGAAGCAGAUAAUUCAUCUCAGGAUGCCUUAGGACUCAACAAACUUGGGGGACAGGCAGAAAAAAACAGGAAACUACAGAAAAAGCAUGAAUUGCUUGAGGAAGCUAGAAGGCAAGGUCUACCUUUUGCACAAUGGGACGGACCUACUGUAGUUGUGUGGUUAGAGUUAUGGGUGGGAAUGCCAGCGUGGUAUGUGGCUGCUUGUCGAGCAAAUGUGAAAAGUGGUGCUAUCAUGUCAGCCUUGUCUGAUACAGAAAUACAGCGUGAAAUUGGAAUCAGUAAUCCUCUACACAGAUUGAAACUGAGGCUUGCCAUUCAAGAGAUCAUGUCCCUAACAAGUCCGUCUGCCCCUCCUACAUCACGAACGACCACGGGAAAUGUCUGGGUAACACAUGAAGAAAUGGAAAAUCUUACAGCCACACCACAAACGGAAGAUGAGGAGGGAAGCUGGGCUCAGGUUGGAAAUUUUACACAAUAUAUUAUACUAUAUAAGUAAACCAUCAUAUGCAAUUAGAGCACGAAAAAUCUUUAUUUUGGUGUGUAUUUUUAUAAUAUAGUUUUUAUUGAUAGUAAGCUUUUAAAAUAUCAAUGCAUAUGUGAAAAACUCUACUAGUGAGUCAUCAAGGUAUGUUAUAGUUCUUUAAGACUUGCCAACACAUCAUGCUAAAAUUUGAAAAACUGGGGGCGGGAGUUAAUUGCAAUGCAGUGGGCACCACAGAGGCUAUAAAUAAAAAAAUAUAUAUUGUGUUUCCUCUUAUCACUAAAACUACUGAAUAAAACAUUAAACAUCCUGCUAUUGUUAGAAUGUUUGCAUUUAGCUUUAUUGGACCAGUCUAUAAGUAGGAUAGCUCUUGGGCAGGUUCUUGGGCAUCAAGUACCUUUACUCAGGAAGUGCAACCUGAGGAAGGGCAUUUAAUACUUAAAAUAUUGUCCAGCAGUUCUCUCAGCUAAGUAGUUGGUCCAGUAAAAUAUGCCACACACGCAUCUGUGCCUCAGAUACUUCCUGGCCCAUUAUGGCUAUAACAGCACUCCAACCCCACUGUUAUCGUUAGUCAUCUGAUGUACUUGUUCUCUAGUUUGCAAUAUUGCAGAAAAUAGGAAAACUAUUACAUACCUGACGUCUGUGACAUUGGAUUUGUUUUGUUGUUCAAACCACAAUGUUAGAAACAAAAUAACUUUGGUCUCUAAAACCUGAAGGCUUGUGGCAGGUUAAUGGUUCAAGGAAAAUACCUGCCUGCUAUAGGAGCCCUAUUCAGCCUCAUCACUAGCAUAAUCACCAUCCUUAAGAGAUGCUCAGCAGUCCAAGCCCAGCAUAUUUUUGUGUUACCUGUGUAGUCCAUCUUGGAUAACUGUUUUGCCUUAAAGCUCUGAUAAAUCCUCUUUGUACCUUUUAAAGUAAGGAUGGAUAAGUGUCCAGAAGUAUAGUCAAUCCUCCUUUAUGUAUAAGAAAUGGUAAAUUUUGUAAUUGACAAAGGCUUCUGUCUGUGGAAUCAGAAAAAAUAUAUGCCUUAAACUUUGAUUAUUUUAGUUAUAAGAUGACAUAACCGCUUUGUGUAGAAUUGCUGGCUCGGUACAGUAGAACAGAUAAGGGCAAGUGUUUGUUCUUUGUAACUCUUCUGCAAAUGCUUCGCUCACCGCAGCCUUGAAGGUAGAAAAAAAAAGUAUGUACAAAGUAGAUUUCCAGGUGCAAGAAGGAGGUUUGUGAACUAACCCUACCUCCCCCAUAAUUCCCAUCCUGAUAACAGCAAAGAAAUAAUGAAGUAAUAUUAUAGCCGCUUUUCAUGCUAAUUUCACUAUAUGAUCACGUGAGUUGUAAGCGACUGUUAAAAAGUAUAUAAGCCUCCUGAUUUUGCUCUUGGGGGGGGACCCCUUCCAAGUGCUUGGGAAAUCCAUGUCACUUUGGAACUCCCCCUACAGCUGUAGUUUCUUUUGAAUAAAAGCUUCUGCUGACCUGACCCAAAAGUACUCUGUGUGUGUUUCCACGACAUGUCUGACCCAUAUCUUUGAAUUGUACUGUAUCUCAUUUCCUGGCUAGACUAGCAUAGUGUUCUUAUGGAAAUGAUAAUACUGUAUUUAGUUGAAUACAAGAUGAGCCCUUCCCCACCCAGGGCUUUUUCACCCUGGGGGGAAAAAGCCUGUUUGCUUAUAUCUACAUGCAAAGAAACCCCAUUUCACACUUUGCCUAGCCUUAAACUACUGCCAAAAGCAGCAUUUGCUUAGUAAUGGAAACCAACCAUAAAGUUGAUUGAAUGCAGUCCACACUGUCCAUGUCUGUAAAACACAUGGCCAUGUCCCACAUGGGUGGGAAUUCCCUCCACAGGGAACUAGCACCAGGCCUGGAGGUACUACAAUACCAGGCCAGCACCAGAAGGACCAGAGGCAGCCUUUCCUUGGUGCAAAAAUGCUACAUUGGAUCUUAGCUGAUAGGUCAAGAAGCCAAUGGUAAUGUACCACAAGGAUAAGUUAGCGCAGCCCAUCUGAAUAAGAUGAAUGAUAGUUGCCAUUGAGCAUACUCCCCUUCAUUGCUGACUCUUUUCCAAGUCACGGUGAGCCACUACAUUAAAUAUCUUUUGCCUUCCUCUUCACAGCUGAGCUGUGCCUUUCCCUUUUCCCAUGAUUCCAGUUUUUUUCACCAGCUUGCAAAGUCUGACAAACAUCACUGAAUGGGGUCCCAAACAGUUCACCCAGAAUACCUCUGUCACCUCCUUAGCCUAUCACAUUUGAUUAGUGUGGCCCUGCCCUCUAUAAGGUAGAGCUGGACCAGGUUGCCCUCUGCCACAUCUGCCUAUACAUUUUUUGGAGGCUCUUAGGACUUGUGACAAGAACACCUGGUUCUAGUCAUGAAUGGAGGUGGGGCUAAUUGGCAAAUGGCUCUUUUGUGGUUGUUAUCUGGAGAACACACACAUGCUGAGCUGUGGGGUCACCAUGACUUAAAAUGCUGUUGAUUCUGUUGGGGCCUAGCCAGAUCUGUAUGGUAAAUCAUGAGCCUUCUGGCUUUGGAAUAAGGUUAGGCAUCAUUUGUAUUAUAUAUAAGUAGGUGCCAAAGUGUUACUUAAAAGUGUGCUUCAAGUUUUAGAACAGGUAUGCCUCAGGCAGUUUCAAAAAGAUAAAAUGUAUCAAUUCUGGAAGAACUAAGUCUGUGGGUACUAUAUGAAAAAUACUAGAGGCAUAUUUAUUUCAAGGCCAGUGUUUUUCAAAUUUGCCCCUCACUUCCAUGUGCUUGUGGAGAGCAGGAUCCGAUGGUACGGGGUGGAAAGGGGCUGCAGGAAGAAGUUGGGUGGGAAAAGGUAAAUCUGAUCCUCCAGAUUUGUCCCUCUCCUGCUGCUACAGCAGGGAAGACAACUUCAAGGCCAACCUCCAAUAAUUUGAUUCUGCAUCUGGAAACUUAUAACCAAUUUUAUACAUUUUGCAUUUGUAGAAUCCUAAUUAGGGUUCAUCUUGUAUUCAAGUAAAUACGGUAGUUCUCAUUUUGCCCGUUUCAUGAAAGUACAUAUUGGGGAGUUAGGGGGCAGACUUUUCAAAGGCAGAAGAACAUGAUUAGUUGUAUAAUUUCCAGUUGCCUCUGGACAUAUCUGGAAAACCUUGCAGUGGAACUGUUUAGGACUCUUUCACACCUUGUAGAAUAAGGAGUAGCAGUUAAAGUUUUAUGAGUCCAUAGCAUGGUAUAUCAUAUGGGGGGUUUGUUUAUUUAUUUAUUUUUAACUAGCAUAAAUUCCACAAAACUCCUAAUAUGUUCAUAUUCCACAGUGAGGUGGUUUUUUUAACUUUGUGAUUUGUCAUAAGAAAUAUAAAACUAUACUAUACCACCUUUAUAGAGUUUUUUCAAUUUUUUUUCAUGAGACAUGGUAUAUUCAUCGCUUGUGAAAAUAAAGGUCUAGGUUAUAUUGUCAUGAUUAUAUUGUCUGAAUUUGAGGAAUGUGCAAAAAAUUCAUGAAAAAGUAACCAGAAAUCAAUGGAAAGUUUAUUGAAUAUCAAUACUCCUUUUUUUCCCUAAGGAUUCUUUAAUUAAAAAAAAAAAAAAAAAGUAAAGUGGCAUAUUUCAACUCAACCCUUUCAAUAGCUUCUUUUUUUUACAAACUAACAAAGUUAGUUAUAAGUUUUGCCUUUCCAUUAAUUCUGAAAUAUCAAUGGAAAGCAUAUAGUUAGGAUCUUUUUGCCUUUUGAAUUGAGUAAAUUUACUUUUAAAUCUUACCUUU
Alligator mississippiensis (American alligator) is the source of this 7550-nucleotide messenger RNA. RefSeq names its product PTPRF interacting protein alpha 1 (gene PPFIA1). Gene Ontology annotation, biological process: synapse organization. Bases 839 to 3850 code for a protein of 1003 amino acids. Gene Ontology annotation, molecular function: protein binding. The transcript is spliced from 23 exons. Gene Ontology annotation, cellular component: presynaptic active zone. The record is from RefSeq and is a predicted model, not a curated record. Lineage: Eukaryota; Metazoa; Chordata; Crocodylia; Alligatoridae.